AUGGGUUCAAGAGUUUGGUUCAAGAAUAUAAUUAGCAAAAAGAAAGUGAAAGGAGAUGGAUCGCAUAAGCUGAAGAGAUAUUCAGCACCCGGACGAAUAAAUGGCAAUAAAGAAGAUCCCUGCUCGGUAAAAGAGUGCACAGUACUAGUCAAUGGUGUCCCUGCAGAUAAUCAGAGUCUCUCCAAGGAAUACUUUGCUGCUGUCCGGAUUCAGACAGCAUACCGAGCACAUGUGGCUAGGAAAAAAUUCCGCAAAUUGAGAGGACAGUCACGGCUACAGAAAUUUAUGCAACAUGAUUCAGUGAAAAAGCAAGCCUCGUCCACUAUGAGUCAUCUGCAUGCAUGGACUAAGGUUCAAGCUCAGAUUCGAGCACGUCGAGUUCACAUGGUUGCUGAAGGUCAGCUCAGGCAGAAAAAGAUGGAGAAUCAAUUGAAGCUAGAAGCCAAGCUUCAUGAUCUUGAGGUCGAGUGGACAGGUGGCGCUGAAACAGCCGGCCAAGCUCUUGCGAAAAUUCAUCAGAGAGAAGAAGCUGCUGUUAGGCGCGAACGAGCCAUGGCAUAUGCCUUUACCCAUCAGUGGAGGGCCAACUCGAGCCCGGGUUUUGGGUCAACCAAUCUCGAAUUUAGUAAGGAAAAUUGGGGAUGGAGCUGGAAGGACAGGUGGAUUGCUGCUCGGCCUUGGGAAAGCCGGCUCCCGGUGAAAGAAAGUCCCAAAAAAGCAGCACAACAUCGCCCGCCGAACAAAAUUUCCCCUACAUUCAAAGUCCCCGAGAAAGUCAAGUUAGUCUCGCCUAAUGGUAAGGCCACCAGAAAAACCGGAAAACUGUCCUAUGAGGCAGCUGAUAAAAGUAAAACAGCUGCUCAGAAAGUGAAACCCAAAGCUGAAGAGGCAAAACUAAGAUCCUAA
Striga hermonthica is the source of this 906-nucleotide messenger RNA. The record is from the annotation of a GenBank genome assembly. NCBI's taxonomy places the organism in Eukaryota, Viridiplantae, Streptophyta, Magnoliopsida, Lamiales, Orobanchaceae.